Messenger RNA from Achroia grisella, 918 nucleotides. RefSeq lists its product as uncharacterized. The record is from RefSeq and is a predicted model, not a curated record. NCBI's taxonomy places the organism in Eukaryota, Metazoa, Arthropoda, Insecta, Lepidoptera, Pyralidae. The transcript is spliced from 4 exons. The coding region runs from base 54 to 560 and encodes 168 amino acids.
AUCUAGUUGGUUACUUAAAAAUUGAGAUGACAUAUUUAACUAAAUAAUACAUAAUGGCGUUGAAAUUUCUUAUUCCUAAAAAAUUCUUGUGUCGGUAUUCACUUCGCACUGGUGCCACAGUAUUUGGGAUACUUAUGAGUUGUUUAAUGGUAGUGUGCUCUGUAGGAACAUUAAUUCAGGUUUUGUCCAUGGACAGUUGUUUGACCUGCGACCGGUUUCCCUGGAGAAAUGCUUAUAGUUUCAGUAUAACCGCUGUUCUGUAUUCUCUAAUUAUGCUCGCUGUUAACCUUUGGUUCAUUUGGGGAGUUACGAAGGAAAAAGCGUCUGUGGUGCUAAGCUGGAUUGUAAUUACAGCGACUUGGAUGGUCCAAUCAUUAUGUUUGGUAACCAUACUGCUAUGCAUGUAUAGCAAGGAAGCAAAUUUUUUUUCGUGGUUAUUUAGUACUAUUUUUACUAUGAUUGGCUUUGGGAUACUUUUGUACGGUUUUCUGAUCGGUUACGGAUAUUGGUUAGAGUUAAAGCGCAAACGGAGGAUAUCCGGACCGGAUAUUCGUGAAUAAAUAUUACUUUUCAUUGAAAUAUUGUAUUUAUCCCAGUAUUCUCUCUUAGUUUGGGCUCUGUUUUCGUAUAUUUCACUUAUAUCAAAUACAUCUACAUUAAAUAGGAAACAUCUAGAUCAAUACAAUCGCACGACCAGAAAAAUAAAUGUUUGCAGUGUACUGAAAUUAAAUAAGCUGUUAGAUAAAUGAUAUAAAUUAUUAUCGGUGCCGUUAAAUUUUCUUUCUUAAUUUUACUGUAAGUCAUUAUCUACCAUUUUCGUAAACCUAAACACUUUUGAUUCUUAAAUUAGAUCUCACUUUGAUCCCAAGAAUAGUAAGAAUGAUUGUGUACACAAAUAACAGAAAAUUAUUCAUAAAU